This is a messenger RNA of Peniophora sp. CBMAI 1063, 1134 nucleotides long. The record is from the annotation of a GenBank genome assembly. NCBI's taxonomy places the organism in Eukaryota, Fungi, Basidiomycota, Agaricomycetes, Russulales, Peniophoraceae.
AUGUAUACCUUCACCAUCCUGUCAUGCCUCGACGACGAGCCAAAUACGGACGCCAAGUUCUACGUCGACGACGGGCUCCUUCUGGCCGUUUCGUCUUCUUACGACACCAACAUCCUCGAACUUCAACACGCUUUCGACACAGUCACCCGCAAGCUUCAACAGCUCGGUUUAGACAUCGACGCAGACAAGACCGAGCUCAUACACUUCGCACCGAGCCGUAGCAGGGUGGAUCCCGGCAGACUCCCGCACAUCAACAUCAUCCCGCCGAAUGCGCGCGCUCGUUCCGUCUCUCCUCAGCCAGUCAUGCGCUGGCUAGGUAUCUGGUUCGACUACAAGCUUACGUGGAAGAGCCACGUCGAGAAGAUGGCCACACGCGCGCGGUCGACAAUAGCAGGCCUGCGCAUCCUCGCCAACACCGUCCGCGGCUUGCGGCUAGCGAAUGCGCGCUUACUUUACAAGACCGUCGUGAUACCGGUGUUGACCUUCGGUGCACCGGUUUGGUACAGAGGCGUGCGCCAAAAGACACUCAUCAAGAUCCUCGAGAUUGCUCAGAACGAGGGCCUGCGAUGGAUGCUCGGCGCUUUUCGUACUACCCCCUCCGCAGAAAUGCAUCACCUCGGCGCCAUUCUUCCUAUUCACAUACUUCUCAAGCAACUCUCUCACAACGCGGCGAUCCGCCUCAGAACUCUCCCGCGCACGUCACAAGUGCUUCGCCGCACUCCUCGAACAUGGGAUGAAAGCGACCCUCACUGCCCGGUCCCGCUACCGAACACGGUCAAAGACCCCUCGGCCACCAUCAUCCAUCACCUCGCAAGUCUCACAAGCGCCAACGCCGAACAGAUUAUCCCAUACCAUGACCCCCCUUGGUCCAGACACCACAAUUGGGGGGACCGCCUGCUGGUAACCCUCCCGGAACGCGACGCUGACGAGAGACGCCGCGCGCUAUACGUCCGCGACGUCCGUGUGCGCAUCGACGACUACUCGCACGACCCGCGGACAAUAGUGGUCUUCACAGACGGCUCGCGUCGACGGGUAGACGGUCACAGGCACCGACGCACGGGUGCCGGCUUUGUGAUCUUUCGCAAUGGCCAGGAAAUCCGCGCGGGGAAGCGAUGCCUCGGACGGCGAGCCGGC